Caenorhabditis angaria is the source of this 539-nucleotide messenger RNA. Lineage: Eukaryota; Metazoa; Nematoda; Chromadorea; Rhabditida; Rhabditidae. The record is from the annotation of a GenBank genome assembly.
AUGUUUGCCAAAAUAUUACUACAUCAGAUAAUUACAUUAUUCAUUUAUCUAGGUAACCAGAUUUCCAGCCCUAAAAUGAAAAUUUAAAAUUUUCAGCAUUGUCGCCGAUGUUUUGCGCAAAAAAGCGACGCGGAAGCGGAAAUUCGGCGCAAAGUGAAAGUCGAACUGAUGUGACUUCGAGUGAAGUUACUACAACUACAAAUACCUGUCAAUCACCGUUGAAUUUGGGAAAUUUGGAAAUGAAACGAGGAAAAGAGCAGAAACGCGAGAAAAUGCAGAAAUCCAGGCAGCCAAAGUCGAAAAAACCGGCUGAAAAAUCGCUGAAAAAAUCCGAGAAGCCGAUGAAUUUCUCGAAAAACCCGAAUCAGAGAUUGGGUUAUUCGAGAAGUUUGAUUGCUAUGCAAGAGGCUCAAUUAUCAGCGAUUUUUGAGAAGGGAAGCGAUUCUGGAAGGCAAAUUAAAGAUCGAACUGUGGAACCUGAGAUGAUGACGUUGGAAAAAACUCAAACUGAUGCCGCGAAUCGAGAUGGACCGAUUUAG